UACCCCGAACCACCUCCACUACACCAACAGAAGGCUGAAUUGGCGAGAAGUUGGGGAUUCUAUCAUUUCACGAUGGUCAAAUCAACGCAAAUUGCCAGAAUUGAUGGCUUGAUGCUGGCGGCAUCAGUAGAUGAUGAACAUGCCGAAGUGGAGCUCUCUGAGAUCAAAUCUCAGGCUAAAAUGAUAUUUCGUCGAUUGAAUCGCAACUCAGCUCCGCAGGCUAGCAUUGAAUCCGGUCAAUUCAAUCUACACUAUCUCAUCCAAGAUGACAUCUGCUUCCUUUGCAUAUGCGAUCGCUCCUACCCGCGCAAGCUUGCCUUUACCUAUCUGGCCGAUCUCGCAACCGAAUUUACCACCACAUACUCCCCGUCACAAUACCAAUCCCCAACUCUGCGCCCAUACGCCUUCGUGGAAUUCGAUACAUUCAUUCAGCGUACCAAGAAGCUCUACCAGGAUAGUCGCGCAUCGCAGAAUCUCGACCGUUUGAACGAUGAGCUCCGAGAUGUGACGAAAGUGAUGACCAAGAACAUUGAGGACCUUCUAUACCGAGGUGAUAGCUUGGAGCGGAUGGGUGAGUUGUCGGGCCGUCUACGAGAAGACAGCAAGAAAUACAGAAAAGCCGCGGUGCGGAUCAACUGGGAGUUGUUGCUCAAACAGGUGAGUCCAUCGCAUCUGUAUAUAACGGCAGACUGUCGCUAAUCUGUCACAGUAUGGACCGCUCGCAGGUGUUGGGUUUAUCUUCCUUUUCCUCAUUUGGUGGCGCUUCUUUUAAUUGCGGACAAUGUGGCCCCGAAACUCGAUACCCGCCAAUUUGAAUGUAUGCAUAGAUAAUGUGGUGGUUGCGCACCUCCCCCCUGAGCCAGAACUUCAAUCGACUCUGAACAAGC
Aspergillus sclerotioniger CBS 115572 is the source of this 887-nucleotide messenger RNA. Its product is annotated as SNAP receptor SEC22. The record is from RefSeq and is a predicted model, not a curated record. Gene Ontology annotation, molecular function: SNAP receptor activity. Gene Ontology annotation, cellular component: Golgi membrane; SNARE complex; endoplasmic reticulum membrane. Lineage: Eukaryota; Fungi; Ascomycota; Eurotiomycetes; Eurotiales; Aspergillaceae. Gene Ontology annotation, biological process: retrograde vesicle-mediated transport, Golgi to endoplasmic reticulum; vesicle fusion with Golgi apparatus; endoplasmic reticulum to Golgi vesicle-mediated transport. The coding region runs from base 73 to 699 and encodes 208 amino acids. The transcript is spliced from 4 exons.